Molecule: messenger RNA, 4074 nt
Organism: Penicillium paradoxum
Lineage: Eukaryota; Fungi; Ascomycota; Eurotiomycetes; Eurotiales; Aspergillaceae
Exons: 2
Coding region: 1-4074 (1357 amino acids)
Biological process (GO): telomere maintenance
Cellular component (GO): chromosome, telomeric region
Molecular function (GO): DNA binding
Source: RefSeq, a predicted model, not a curated record
AUGGACGCGAGAGAGCAGCCUCCUGCGUCGAAUGCGCUGGCGCAUUUGACCAAGGUUCCGAUAGCUCAGCUUUCCCCGGACCUCGACAACGUAGCCGAAAAAUCCUUUCUUGCGAAUGUGGCACUCGUGUGGCCGUACUCGUCUUCGGCCAAAUCUCUCAGCCUUCUGUUGGUGGAGCCGGAUGUCCUCCUUCGGCGUGCCCUAGGACAAAUCAAGGUCACAUUUCGUGGACGCGUGGCGGAAAGAGUCGCAGAAUCGCAUGUCGGAAUUGGUGAGACCAUUGGUCUAGCUUUGAAAGACUGCAAUUUCGUCAGCAAUGCAGACUCUCAGCAAACCCCGGGAAGAUGUAUCGCGUGGGACGCACACUUCGCAAAUGGCGUGACUCUGGAGAUCUACCGAUCUUCUCAAGAUCCGUUGACGAUAUCAGUUGAGCCACAACUGGCAGCGCCGCAGACCGAACUCGCAUUGCCCACAACUCCCAGUGGGAAAUCGACCAACUCCGAACGUGAUCUCACCUCUAGUACAGGUUUAUGGGGCUCACCGGUAUUCUUGAAGCCCACUCGAACAUCGCUCGAAGGAACAAUUCGUUCCGCCUUCGACCCUUUCGCGGAAGAAGAUGGUUUUGUGCCAGGCAAAGGAAGAAAAAGACCGAGAUACAGCUUACAAAGGGAAGACUGGCGAGUUCUCACUGAACCGGAAAGCUCGCAGGAGGAAGACGUUCCUGUGGACUGGCUGCAGGUCUUGGAUCAAGAUAUAGAGCACGAGCUCGACGAGGCGCAUACGCCGAGCGAACCCUCAGACGAUCUAAUGAGCGAUCCCGACGAAAUUCCAGAGCAAAUAGACACUGCACCACAGGAACCUUCUCCGAUAUUUGUGAAACCUUCUCUUGAGUUGACUGGAAGUAUCAUCGAAAGACGCGCUGGCGAGUCAAAUAAUCUUUCGUCUCAUGAACAAGUUGAUGUUCGUGGAACGUCUUUCCAACUCCCGACUGAUACACCCCAAAUUCGACCCAUUCCUUCUCCCGGGCUUCCGAUUCCUUCCCCGAUUGUCUCUAGCAAUGCUACCUCAUCUGAUUAUUUUCCGCCAUGGAACGCAUCCACCCAAGUCCAAGAGACUCAAUCCGUUCCUAUGGAAAUAGAGACUAUAGCAACCCUCCCAGAGCCAUCCAUUGAGACUCGCGAAACUAAAGCGAUUUCUCCCCCUAAAACAGAAAUGAUGAAGGUACCUGAGCCGUUCAUUGAACCCGCCCAAGAAGAACAUAUCCUCGAUUCCGGUUUCCAGGUCCAUGGUGAUACAGAACCAUCCUCCAGUCCAGCAGAUGCACCACUAAACCAGGAGAUUGAUUUGGUCGACUCUUUUGGACCGAUUGAUGCAUUGGGUGUUUCUCAAGCCAACAUUAUUACUCAUGUUAUCGGCGAAGAAGCUCAAAUUUCAAACGAAAUACAGCAAGAUAUCCCCGAUGACGGUGAUCUAUCUGGUGCCCCUUCUGAAUCAUCUUCAGGUUCGGAAGAUGAAUCGGAUGACUCCUCUGAAAUCAUGGAUGAAUCGGCAGAUCGUCAAAUUGACGAUGACGCCGAAAAUAUCAGUAACGAAGCUCAAACCUCAGACGAAGCAGAACUGGGAUACAUUGUUGAUGAUGAACCUACAUCCCGUGAAUCUUCGGUACCACCCCCACGCUCGGAGGGCGAAUCCAUUGAACCCCCCGGAGUGAUUGAUGCAGUCGAUACGGCACAAACUGACGUCGGCAUCCAAAUUGCUGGUGAAACUACGGGAUCUCCCAGCGAUGUAAAUGGACUUGAUGACGAAGAAAUUUUUGAUCCAACGCUUCAAUCGCUCGAUCGUUCCCAUCCAAUCGAUGCCUUUGACCAGGAUGCGAUAGACGCUCUCGAAAUGAUGAGAGCUACACGGGAGGAAGAAUUUGAAGACAACCGAAUCAAGAGGGACGAAGUCCGCAUGGAAGCUGAUAUCGAUCAUCCAUCCAAGCAAAAUGACAGUGAAGAAGAGGACGAAAGGCUCGAAGAUCACGCAGUUUAUGAUGGAGAAUCCGUUCAAAGUUACAACUCGCAAUAUGACUCUGAUGAGGAGGAAAUCCAUUAUCCUCCCUCGGAGACAGGGCUGAACCAAGAUGACUUCGACAUCGAAGAUGACAGUGACGAAGAGUUCGAACGCGACAGGGACUUGCCUUCCCGAGUUGGAGAUCCCGAGAUAAUUGUACUCGACAGUGAUACGGACGAUGAGCCUACCUCUGAUCAUCCGACAGCCCCUGCUUCGGAUUCUUCGUCUGAUGAAGAUAGCUCAGCCCACUCCGAAUCCGCAUAUGCAGGCGCCCCUCCCGCCAUGGUCGACUUUGAGAUGGGUGAACAGGAAUGCCCAGAGUCUCGGUAUGCCGAUGUUGAGCCAAGCUAUCAUAGAGCUGUGGAGGAAGAGUCCGAAUUCGAUGAGCGUGAUGAGUAUGAAGAACACGAAGAAAGUGACGAGCGCGAAUCCAACCAUGAAGAUGAUCGAGUUCACGAGAGCGACAUGACAGACGAACCAGCACGAGACUUCCAUAAAAACGGACUUCCGUCUGAAAUGGCACUACUCGACCCUGAGCAGCAGGAUUACGAUGAAGAGAUGGAAGAUGCAGUGGCCAUGGAGGAAGUUGAAAACCUAGAGUCGCAUCCUACCAUUCAAAUUGACUCAGACGCAGAUGUGCCAGCGGAUCAAGAUCCUGGCGAGGAGCAACCAGGCAAUAUUGAUCCAAGUUUGUUUGAUAUGGCUGGUUCACAACUUGCAGAGCAAUCCGAGAAAACCGAAGAUCCUGACAGGCAAGAAGGACUGUCUGAGUCAGAAAACGCCAACGUCCACAUUCAUGGUGACGGACAAUUUGAGUGCCCGAUUCUUUCAUCCGCUAUCCAUGAUGGUACAGAAUUACUUUCAAGUCAUGAACCGGGACCUGAACCCACAAUCGAAGGACCUGAAGGACCUGAGCCCCUUGGCGAUCUAGGCCUAUCAACCGUCAUGCCUCAAUUUGAGCGACAACUCCCGACUCCGGACCCCACCCAGGAAACCAUAUUCACCCGUGAAACGCAUCAUGAUUAUGAAUCUGCAAUCUCAUCGCUCGAAGAAAAUGAAGAUGCCACUGGUAUGGUGCAGCCUGUUGGCUCUCCUGGAUGCGAACAAGACGAUACGAUCGCGGGCGAGUUCCUUGAAAACACCCAAGAGAACCACGAUCACGAAGUAGCCGAUGCCACAGCUACUCCGGAACUUGCUCAGCUCACAAGGCUUCACUCCACGCCUCAACGUAGCUGUUCGGUGGAGGUUUUGAUCAGCACUGAAUCUCCCAAGCCACCGACAGUACUCAUUACAAAACCCACAGUCCCCGAUCGUAGCGCCUCCGGAUUACGGAGCAAGCUUUCUUAUUUCGCCCCACUUUCUACCCUGUUUGAUCAUUACAAUGCUUUGGUUGAUACCAUUUCCAUCGUGCACGAGGCUUCACCGAUAACUCGUGCCAAAACGGGAUCGAAAGACUGGUUUGUGACCAUCGACCUCACCGAUCCCUCCAUGGCCGGCACGACUGUCCGUGCUCAGAUUUUCCGUCGUUACAAGUCCUCCAUGCCGUCACUGGCUGAAGGCACCGCCAUAUUGUUACGAGACUUUAAGGUCAAGAGUCUGGAUCACACCGUGAUGCUCGUCAGUGUUGAAUCCAGCGCAUGGGCGGUGUUUGGCGAGUCCAGUUCCGAUGCAGAAAUGAACGGGCCCCCUGUUGAAUACGACUCACAGGAACGUGCAUACGCGUCUGGCCUGCGUCGAUGGUACGUUGAAGUCGGCUCAGGUUGGGUCGCAGACCGUAUGCUUCAGGCCUCUAUCGGGCGUGAGAGCUUGGAGCGCGAUGUGUCACCCAGCAGCCGCGCUCGAAGUGAGUCAAGCAGCCCGGACUCCAAGCGAGGCUCCCAGCGCAGGCGCAGAGGCAAGGGAAAGGUCGCCAUUCAUGAGUUGAGGGAUGGCACUCGCUACACCGAUGCCGGCUCUCCAAACAGUCGAAAUAGCACUGUGCAUGAGUUGCGAGAUGGCACUUUGUAUGCCACUCUUUGA